Messenger RNA from Rosa chinensis, 1947 nucleotides. Its product is annotated as F-box protein FBW2. Bases 874 to 1743 code for a protein of 289 amino acids. Lineage: Eukaryota; Viridiplantae; Streptophyta; Magnoliopsida; Rosales; Rosaceae. The transcript is spliced from 2 exons. The record is from RefSeq and is a predicted model, not a curated record. Gene Ontology annotation, molecular function: protein binding.
UAUAUUUUGAGAAACGUGUUUCAUGAAAUGCAUUAUCUAAACGCAUACCUUGAUUUUCAUUGAAACUUCUCUGAUAAUAAAAAUUAAUGGGUACUUUUUAGUUUCACUUACUUUGAAUUUUGAAUGAUAAGCUGAAAAGAGUGAGUUUUUUUUUUUUUUUGGGAAGAGACCAAUUCCACUUCUGAGAUUUUUCAGGGUAAUUCUUUAUUUGAUUUUGGUGAUUGUAAAACUUGGGUCUCGUUUUAUAGUCUUUCCAUUCUGUAUUGAUCUUCCACUUAAGGCUAAUCACUCUCGACUUUGAAUAGUUGGGUUCUGAUUGGCAUGUGGGUUUUUUUUUUUUUUUCUUUCUCUCUAAGUUGUCAGAUUAUACUGAGAGAAAUGUGUCUGAUGAGAUGAACAACAUUGGUAGUAUAGCGGAAGAAAACUAUUUGGAUAGGUUAAACUGAUAUGAAACAAAGAGGAAAUUAUUGGUAGUGAUAUCUUUUUAAUUUCAAGUUUUGAUGUUUUUCCGGUAAAAUUCUUUCUUUGAUUGAUUUGGGGACCUGGUGAUGUUUUAAGGCACUUGAACUUGUAAACAGAUUGGUUAUGGAUGUUUGUUGAACUGCAACAAGGUGGAUUCUUUAUUAACUUAUAUAGCAAAUGUUAUAUUAGCUUCUCGUUUGGAGGAUUAAUCAGCAUUGUUUUCUUCAUAAGGGGAAAAAUUUAGCUUACAGUUUCAGCCCAUUCUGAUUUCAAAUCCUGGUUCUGCCGCUUGGUUUUAUGGAUUAUGCUUGUACAUAGCUGGUCUUGUUUUGUACUCUUUCCCUUCUGCUUGAUGGCCAGUGUAAGCAUUGAUUUUCUAAUUUUUGUUUCUCAGUAUCUUAAGGCAGCUAGAUGGAAAUGGCAAGUGAUUUUCGGCAUUGGGAUGAAUUAAUACCUGAGGCAUUGAGUCUGAUAUUCAACAGCCUUUCUUUUAAGGAGAAGCUAACAGUGAUUCCAAUGGUUUGCAAACCAUGGAGCAAGGCAGUUAUGGGGUCUGACUGCUGGCAAGAGAUAGACAUUGAGGAAUGGAGUAAUGAAUGCCAGCCGCAACACCUUGAUCGCAUGAUUCAAAUGCUGGUUGCAAGAAGUUGUGGAUCAAUGAGAAAGCUGUGUGUUUCCGAACUCCAAAACGACAUGAUUUUCUCCUUCAUUGCUGAACAUGCUAAUACCCUUCAGACCUUGAGACUGCGAAGAAGUGAAAUGAGUGAUUCAGUGGUAGAACAGACAAUUGGAAGGUUUUCUAAUAUCACCUUCUUGGAUCUUAGCUACUGUGGUAAAAUUGGUAGUCGUGCUCUAAAGGCCAUCGGAAUGAACUGUAAAUUGCUCAUGGGACUGUGCCGGAACAUACAUCCAUCGUACUCUGCAGGCAUCCAUAUGAAUGAUGAGGCUGAUGCCAUUGCCACCACAAUGCCUAGACUGAAGCACCUUGAGAUGGCAUACCAUAUCAUCAACACACAAGGGGCUCUUCAAAUACUCGAAAGCUGCCCUGAUCUUGAAUUUUUGGAUUUAAGAGGGUGUUGGGAUGUUCAGCUUGAUGAUAAGUUCUUGGGGGAGAAGUUCCCAAAAUUGAAGGUUCUAGGGCCUCCUGCGGACUACUACAAUGAUGAGGACUUGGAAUGUUGCAUGGAUAACUCAGAUGCUUCUUCUGACGGUUCCCCUUCGAAUAUGAGGAUCUAUCUGAGGAAUAUCUGUCCGACGAGUAUUAGUCUGACAGAUAACUAAUCUGAUCAAAUUCUUUCUGAGUAUUAAGUCCUUUGUAGAACUUGAUGAUUGGCCCCUUAUUCACUGGCCAACGCUCUAUAUUUAGCCUUUCUUUUAACAUUUGCAUCACCCUUUUUUCUAUUUAGUCCAUGUGAAUCUUUGCACUUUUAUUUUUUUGAUUGCUAUGUGAAUCUUUGCACUUGAUAUUUAAUAUCAGGUAUUCUU